AUGGUUACGACCGUAGAAGGAAUCUGUUUGGGACAAGCUGCUGUCCAGGAACAUUUUCCGGACGUCUUAUCGUCUUCGUCUUCAUCAACCUGUUCCGACGACGUAAAGUCAAAUAAUAGUCGAUGGGCUUCAUGGCGUCCUUCAUUUUGGUGGUCGUCAAGAAAGAAUGGAACUUCAGACAAGGCGUUGGUUGAAAGAAUUUUGUGUUCUUUCCGCGAAAAUAAUGUGGUUAAACUCAACCAAUUUUUAGCCGAGAGGAAUGAGGAUAAUAACCAACCAGAAGAAGUUUGCCACGUCGAGUUUGAGUUUUGCGAUGAGUAUAUUGAUGAUGAAGCUGUUCCCCCGAACGAGAUAAUCAAAGUCGCUUCAAGUUUGCCCCGACACAUUAGUAAAUCGGUUAAAUUCAGCUUUGAAGUAACCCCAGAAGAAAAGCCUAAACGAAUGUUUGUACCAAUGAGCACAAGUACUCCGAGGGAUAUCUCAAACAUUCACGAUAUUCAAUCGAACACAUUCUCACCUGUCCUCAAAAUCAAUAGUUCCGUAAUGUCGACACUAAACAAAAGCCGGGCUCGAUGUGAAUCAGCCCUAUCCUCGGAGAAGAUGACUGAUUAUCUCAAGCUUUAUCACUAUGAUAACGGCGAUGAAGCCGAAGUUGAAGACAAAGAGUGUAAUCGUGUGACAUCUAAUGAGACAUUCACUAUCAAACGACAGGAUGAAUCGGAAUUGGGCUGCCAAGUUUUAAGUGAGAUUGAUGAAUUGAAACGACGCAUUGAACAACUCGAAAAAUUGCAAACGAAUAAGCAAAAAUUGUUUCUCGACUCCCUCAACGACUCGUCGAAAAUCUUUCAAAACUCAACAUUUGCUGGAUUUGGCUUAGAAGACAGUUCAACAGAAUACUAUUCGAUUCAAAAUAGCAAUGAAGCUCAUAAAUAG
Messenger RNA from Caenorhabditis bovis, 933 nucleotides. NCBI's taxonomy places the organism in Eukaryota, Metazoa, Nematoda, Chromadorea, Rhabditida, Rhabditidae. The record is from the annotation of a GenBank genome assembly.